AUGUCUGAUUUGCAUGAGCUUUGUUAUUUCAAAAAUCGCCCCAUUACGAGGGAAGAAUACUUGGUGCCAUUGAAGGCAUAUUUGAAAGCGGGGAUUCCAGCUACAUACACCACGGAAGAGGCCUACAACUACGAACACGGCGUCGAAAAAGAAGCUGAGAGCAACACUACUCCAAUGCAUUUGAUUUGUGAACAUGUGCCGAAGGACCUGAACGAAGAAGAAGAAUCCGUCGUUUUGGAAAUGAUGGAACAACUCUGGCUAAAUGGAGCAGGAUGGUGUUUGCUCAACGAUAAGCAAGAAACACCUGCGUGUGUACUAUUGAGGCGGGGACUACACGGAUCAAAAUACUGGGACAGCUGUGUUGACUCUGGUGUACGUGCGGAAGUUUUGUUGCGUAAGUUGAACGACCCUAAUGUGGAGUUUUUGGAUGAUCCCGCUGAUGAGUUCUCUGAAGUUGCGGAAGAGGAUGACGUGCCUGAAUUGGUUGACGAAACAAAGUUGAGCACCGAGCAAAACAAAGAAAGUGGCGAAGCAGCCAAGGCUGUUGAAAUUGUUCAGGAAAUGUACAAUGGUCCUGCAGGGGCAACAGACACCUAUUUGAACACUGAAUUAGAAUACAAAAAUGGUGCUCUGGUUACAAAAGAAGGUGCUGACGGAGUAAUGAUGCAGUGGGAAGAUGAAUUAAUGAAGGCUGGCUCCGAAUCUCUGUUCAAAUCUAUUGAAGACCCAAAUGACAUCAACAUCCUUAACAUAGGCUUCGGGAUGGGGAUCAUCGAUACCAUGAUUCAGGAAAAGAGGCCCACCAAGCAUUACAUAUGUGAGGCACACCCAGAUGUUUUGAGAAAGAUGAAGGAAGAAGGGUGGUAUGAAAAGCCAGGAGUUGUCGUCUUGGAAGACUUGCUCACCAAGGGCGUGUUUUUCGACGGAAUAUACUACGAUACAUUUAGUGAACAUUAUGAGGAUAUGGUAAAUGACCUUUUUGAUGUUGUGGUGGGACUUUUGAAGCCAACUGGAGUCUUUUCUUUUUUCAACGGUUUAGGCGCCGACCGUCUAGUGUGCUAUGAGGUGUACAAAAAGGUGGUGGACUUAGAUUUAUCUAACUACGGCAUGUCUGUUGAGUUCAAAACGAUGAAGGCACCUGUAACUACUCUACAGGAAAACGAUGAUUCCCCUGAUUCGGUAUGGAAGGACAUCAAGCGUGCUUAUUGGAGAUGCCCACUAUACUACCACCCUGAGGUCAGGUUCAUGUAG
Messenger RNA from Pichia membranifaciens NRRL Y-2026, 1251 nucleotides. RefSeq lists its product as hypothetical. The coding region runs from base 1 to 1251 and encodes 416 amino acids. Gene Ontology annotation, molecular function: protein arginine N5-methyltransferase activity. The record is from RefSeq and is a predicted model, not a curated record. The transcript has 2 exons. Gene Ontology annotation, biological process: peptidyl-arginine methylation. Lineage: Eukaryota; Fungi; Ascomycota; Pichiomycetes; Pichiales; Pichiaceae. Gene Ontology annotation, cellular component: cytoplasm; nucleus.